Messenger RNA from Linum tenue, 3267 nucleotides. Lineage: Eukaryota; Viridiplantae; Streptophyta; Magnoliopsida; Malpighiales; Linaceae. The record is from the annotation of a GenBank genome assembly.
GCAAUAAUUACUCACUACCGGACAUGGAAACUCUGAGCAUUGAGCAGUAACUUGUCUAGCUAGCCAGCGAAUUGCAGUAAGGUUUCUUACUGUACAUCUCUCUCUCUCUGAUCAUUGAACAGCCCAAAUGGAUGGGCGGACGAUUUGGCCCAAAACAGAGGGUGGUGGUUCCAGCUCGUCAAGAAAUGGGCAAAGGCAUGGCGGGCGGGCGGCCACAUAGCUCCAGCUCACCCACCUUGUCCGCCUACUACUUCAUCUUAUCACAGACCAAAGAGUUAAAUCACAGCCAGUUCUAUCUUCUUCUUCCUGAAAGCUUCUUCAUUGAAUGCCUCUGCCUUCAUCAGCUUCAUCAUUUUCCCACUCUGCAUUUUCCCUGUUCUCUUUCUGGUAAACCCCAGAAACAGAAAUUCUUCCCAACCCGUGUGCAAAAAUCCUUUCUGUCCCUGUUCAGCUUGUAAAUGCCCGCCGGCGGCGGGGCAGUCUCUGCCAUCGGUGGAUUACUUGGAGAUAAGAAACAGACAAAUGUACAGAGAUAAUUCUAAUGGCAGGCACCACAUGUGAUGGAGGGGAAGUUUGUCCUCUUUCUUUUUGCCGCUUAACCCCCAAUCAUCUCGAAUUCCCUUCUCUGAGCUCUCACAUCGCCCCCUGCUUUUCUGCUCUGCUCUGUUCAGUCACUGUCCACAGUUCCCACCAGCUCCUCUAGGCUCCACUCUCCCUCCUUCUCCCCCAUAAACCCUGUUUGUUUGGUUUUUUCACCUUGGCUUACCAGCAAAAAGCAUUAUGUGGGACUCCGAGAGUGAAACCGGCGGCGGCGGCGGCGGCGGCCGGGAUUAUGGCAAUGGAGCUAUUUCCUCCACCAAACACGCCCUCCAGACUGAUGGGUUCGAGCUCAGAGACCGUUCCUGGUAUGUUGCUACUGAUAUCCCGAGCGAUUUCCUGGUCCAAAUUGAAGGCGUUCAGUUCCACCUCCACAAGUACCCUUUACUAUCCAGGAGCGGGAAAAUGAACAGACUGAUCUACGAAUCGAGGGAGGCAGCAGAGGUGAACAAGGUUGUUCUCGACGAUCUCCCCGGCGGCCCCGACGCAUUCGAGCUAGCAGCCAAGUUCUGCUACGGAAUCGCUGUCGAUCUAACCGCAUCCAACAUCUCAGGGCUAAGGUGCGCGGCAGAGUACAUGGAAAUGACAGAGGAUUUGGAGGAAGGCAACCUCAUCUUCAAAACCGAAGCAUUCCUCAGCUACGUGGUUCUUUCCUCGUGGAGAGACUCCAUCGUCGUGCUCAAGAACUGCGAGAAGCUGUCACCGUGGGCAGAGAAUCUCCAGAUCGUGAGGCGAUGCAGCGAAUCGAUCGCGUGGAAGGCUUGUGCUAAUCCGAAAGGGAUCAGGUGGGCUUACACUGGGAAAGUUCCCCCUAAGGUCUCCAGCCCCAAAUGGACUGAUAGCUCGUCGAGUCCUAGUCGAAACCAGCAGCCGGUUCCUCCCGAUUGGUGGUUCGAAGACGUUUCGAUCCUCAGGACGGACCAUUUCGUCAGGGUGAUCACCGCGAUUAAAGUGAAAGGGAUGAGAUUCGAGUUAAUCGGUGCUGCAAUCAUGCACUAUGCUACGAAAUGGCUCCCUGGGAUGAUCAAAGAUGGUGGUGGCAUUCAUGAAGGAAGCAAUAACAGUGAUUUUAGCGGCAGUGGUGGCAGCAGCUACAACAACAACAGCAGCAGCAAUUGGAAAGGCGGGCUGCACAUGAUCAUCGCAGGAGGAACUACGACGAACAAGGACGAUCCGCUCGCUCCCUCGGUGCAGAGCAAGGACCAGAGGAUGAUUGUGGAGAGCUUGAUCAGCAUCAUCCCGCCGCAGAAGGACAGUGUCUCUUGCAGCUUCCUUCUCAAGCUUCUGAGGAUGGCGAACAUGCUGCGAGUUGCGCCUGCUCUGGUGACCGAAUUGGAGAAGCGAGUCGGUAUGCAGUUCGAGCAGGCUACAUUGGCAGACCUGUUGAUUCCUAGCUACAACAACAACAACAAUGUCCGCGGCGGUGGGGAUUCGACUGCGACUACGACUACUACGACGACAAUGUACGAUGUGGAUCUUGUGCAGAGGCUGUUGGAGCAUUUCCUUGUGCAGGAACAGACUGCAGAGAGCUCUAGUCCUAGCAGGCAAUCGUUCUCUGAGAAGCAUGGCAAUAUGUAUGAUGGAAUGGCGGCUCAGAGAGGUGGUGGUAAUAAUCAUCCUAGUGCGAAGAUGAGAGUGGCGAGGCUUGUUGAUAGCUAUCUUACAGAGGUUGCUCGAGACAGAAACCUGUCACUGACUAAGUUUCAGGUUCUGGCUGAGGCUCUGCCUGAAUCCGCGAGGACUUGUGACGAUGGACUUUACAGGGCCAUUGAUUCUUACCUUAAGGCGCACCCGACGCUGUCAGAGCACGAGAGGAAGCGCCUCUGCAGAGUAAUGGACUGUCAGAAGCUCUCCAUCGACGCCUGCAUGCACGCCGCGCAGAACGAGCGCCUCCCGCUCCGAAUCGUGGUUCAAGUCCUCUUCUCCGAGCAAGUCAAAAUCAGCAAUGCCAUAGCCCACAACAACCACAGCAGCCUCAAGGAAACAGGGGACUCUGCAGCGGCGGCCGGUUUCUACCAACCCAUGGUGCCCAACAGGAAGACUCUGCUGGAGGGGACGCCGCAGUCUUUUCAAGAAGGUUGGUCGGCGGCGAAGAAGGACAUCAACACGCUGAAAUUCGAGCUGGAGACGGUGAAGGCCAAGUACAUGGAGCUGCAGGGGGAGCUGGAGAGCUUGCAGAGGCAGUUCGAGAAGGCGACCGCGGCGGCCGGUGGUGGCGGCGGCGGCGGUGGUGGUGGGAAGAAGCAUGGGUCGUCAGCGUGGGCGGUUGGUUGGAGGAAGUUGAGUAUGUUUGGUAAGGGUGGGGGAUUGGAUGGAAGUGAUCACGGUGGCGAUCAUCAUCACCGGGGGGCAGGGGAGGGGCAGGGGAGCAGCCGGAAGACGCCGGCGAGGCGGUGGAGGAACUCCAUUUCUUGAUGAUUUUGCAAGAGAGUGUUUGCUUGAUAUGUUGUGUGGUUAAUGUUUUUCUUUCUUGCACAUCUUAUUUAUCUAUUUUUUUUUUAACUUCUAUUGCUUAAUAUUUUAUUUCGAAAAUUUCGUUGAUGGAUUUUGAUUUCGAGAGCGAUAAAUGUUUGAUUAAUAACUAGCCAUAGUUGUAAGUGUGAUCUGUUCAGGUUUUAGAAGCAAUGUGGCAUCAGCGAAAAUUAAUAAGAUGCUUUCUUUCAUGAAAUA